AUGGUGUCGCAUUAUGCCGAGAAGCAUGAGGAAGCGGCCGAAUUGUUCGACAUGUCCCUGGAAAACGAUAAGGCCUUCAUCCGUUGGCUGAAGGAGCUCGAGUUCGAGCUGAGCUGCAGCUUCUCCAUCCGCGACUCCAAUCCCAAGUGCCGGCGAUAUCGUUGUACGCGUGUCGGGUUGCGGAAGCCGAGCAAUAGAGACUUGGCUGAUUGCACGGCAUUUGUACAGGUUCGAUUCGACGACAUCGGACGGGCAUUAGUCCUUUUCUGCCGGCAUCAUUCGCACGAGUGCCCGCCUGAAGCACUGCGGCUCUACUCGUCGCUUAUGGAGGAUGAGGUGAUCAAGAUGGUGCAGAUGGGAAAAACGACCCCGGAAAUCCUCCAGCACUUCAAGAAUGGAUUUCCGAGCGGCGUCCCAGCCAGGCCAACCGUUUCGUACAACCUGACGGCCAAGGAAAAGCGGCGGCGGGAAGGCCGAUUGGAAUAUUUGAUCCAGUGGAAAGUCGGAGAUACGAACCCGAGCAACGCGACAUGGGAGCCAGAAGAAAACGUCUCUUGCCCGGAAGCGAUUGCGAAUUACGAGCGACAACUAUUGAAAGUGAAAACGAUGAUCAAGGGCGAAGAGGAGCUGGCAAACGAGGCGGCCGAAGUGGAAAAGAUUCUCGGAUUGGCCGAGAAUUCGGGGGAACGAUAUUACUUGGUGAAAUUCACGAACAAGGCUUGCCGAUUGGUGCCGAUGGCCGAAGCGAAUACAAAGUGGCCGGCGCAAGUUAUCCAGUAUUACGAUCAGAACCUCACUUUGGAAGAGAAA
Messenger RNA from Mesorhabditis spiculigera, 810 nucleotides. The record is from the annotation of a GenBank genome assembly. Lineage: Eukaryota; Metazoa; Nematoda; Chromadorea; Rhabditida; Rhabditidae.